Pecten maximus is the source of this 2920-nucleotide messenger RNA. Its product is annotated as mitochondrial dicarboxylate carrier-like. Gene Ontology annotation, molecular function: antiporter activity; malate transmembrane transporter activity; thiosulfate transmembrane transporter activity. Lineage: Eukaryota; Metazoa; Mollusca; Bivalvia; Pectinida; Pectinidae. Gene Ontology annotation, biological process: phosphate ion transmembrane transport; thiosulfate transport; succinate transmembrane transport. The transcript has 9 exons. The coding region runs from base 169 to 1032 and encodes 287 amino acids. The record is from RefSeq and is a predicted model, not a curated record.
CCACUCUGAUAACCCGCUGGUUCGUGGGUCACAUCUGCAGUGGUCGUCGUCACGUCAGCAUGCUAGCGUGUGUUGUGUAGUGGAGGAUGCUGAUUUGCAGUUUUAGUUCUUAUUUUGGUAUUUACCUGAUGAUCUGAGUGACAUCCUGAUACAUCUACGAUUGGAAACAUGCCGGUGGACAAGACCAAGCGAGUUGGGCGUUUUUACUUCGGCGGAGUGGCCAGCGCUAUGGCUGCGUGCUGCACUCAUCCUUUGGACCUGAUCAAGGUCCAGCUACAGACGCAGCAGGAAAAAGUCAAAGUGCCCACCCUUGUCGGUCGUAUCCUGAAGAAUGAUGGUAUCUUGGGAUUGUACAAUGGCUUGUCUGCUUCUGUGUGUAGGCAGCUGACAUACUCCAUGACCCGGUUUGCUAUGUACGAGACAGUGAAGAAGCAGCUAACAAGUGACGGUAGUGUGAUGCCGUUUUACCAGAAGGUCGCUACUGCUGCUGUCUCCGGGGCAACAGGGGGAUUUGUGGGUACACCAGCUGAUCUCAUCAAUGUUCGAAUGCAGAAUGAUGUCAAACUGCCUAAAGACCAAAGAAGGAACUACAAGCAUGCAUUUGAUGGUCUGUACCGGGUGUUCCGGGAGGAGGGUGUCAAGAGGAUGUUUUCUGGAGCUUCCAUGGCCAGCUCACGUGCAGUGAUGGUUACUGUAGGUCAGCUUGCUGGUUAUGACCAAAUAAAACAAAUGUUGAUGGCUUCCGGCUACUUCAAGGACAAUCUGGUCACACACUUCACAUGCAGCACAAUGGCGGGGACGCUGGCUACCUUCCUGACCAUGCCCUUGGACGUGAUGAAGACGAGGAUGAUGAAUGCUCCUCCUGGUACCUACUCUGGUUUAGCAGCUUGUGCAUUGGAAAUUGGGAAAAAUGGACCACUAGGUUUUUUCAAGGGUUUUAUUCCAGCCUUUGUACGUCUGGGACCUCACACAGUCUGUACCUUCAUGUUCCUGGAGCAGAUUCGCAUGAAUUUCGGGGAUGAUCCUAAGUAGAUAUCAGAUUGGUUACAACUCCAUAAUAAUGUGUUUCCUCUGGAGAACCAUGACGUAUCUGCAUCUGAGCUCGGUGAUCUGUCAUUUCUGCAGUGCAAUCUCCAGAUGCAUUUACAUUGUCAGAAGUGCCAAAGUUGUUUGCUUACAGUUUAGAAAUUCCAGUGAAUGAGUACAAGAAUGUGAAGAGUUUGUGUUAAAGCCUGCUGUUAAACAAGAAGGGACCUCUAGUCAGAAUUUAUAAUAUCAGAGUCUACAGUUACUGUACACCUGGACUAAUGUAUUUUACACUAUAACUACAUCACUGAUAAAAUUAUUGUUUUAAUCACACCUGUUGAUUAAUAUAUAUACUUCUUUAUUGUUUUUAUAUACCUUCAUCUUCCGAGAUGAAAACAUUGAUUAAGACUUUUGUUAAAAGAGUAUUUUUUUCAUGGUCUAUAAAUUUUAAAGUUGAAAAUUUAUAUUUUGUUGUCUAUAAAUAAUUAUUUUGUCUUUUAAAAUAUAUUAUAAAUACGUAAGGAAUAAAAGCAUAUUGUUUAUAAUGAUUAUCAUCAAAGCUAGCUUUAGUUAACUUUACCGUUCUAAUAUGUUUUACAAAUGUACCUAGGGCAUACUGUGUUAGAAAGGGGGGCUAUACUUCAGUAGUUUUAUUGUACCAAGCUGUCUUGCCUAUUAUGGCCAGACUUUAUCUGCUGUUGUCAUUUGAAUUUUUUUUUUGAAAUAUGCGAGUAAUUUAUGUCCAGGUAUUGAAGCUGAUUACAUCUGAGACGUGUAAUAAAUAAAUGUGUUGGAUGGGCACAAGAUAUCAAUGUAUGAGUGUUUAUGUCAAUUUUGUUGACAAACAAAAUGUAUAUGAAAAUAUGAUAUAGAUUUUUUUUGUAUCGACACAUAAUUAUGCUUCGUUUUCUAGCACCAUCCAAAUCCUGCUAGACUCACCAAAUUUUUUGUUGCCUGAAGUAUUAUUGGUUAUUUUUAAGUCAUCUAGUCCUGGGGGCCUUGGUGAACAUUCUGAUUGGUUAUUUUUAGGUCACCUGGUCCUGGGGGCCUUGGCGAACAUUCUGAUCUAUCAGAGUUACUUCCCUUCUUUUCACUUUGUUGGUAUGCUGUAAUGGUAAUUUGUCAGCAGCUGUUUUUGUAUCAUUAUAACAUCCCUGUCGGCCAGUGGGGCCCAGGUCGCUGUCAGUUGAAGGUACUGAGAGUACAGAUUUAAUUCCAAUUCCACAGCAAUGCUUUAUAUGGCAGAAUGGAGUGUGUUUGUCUAUUCUAUAGCAUAAUGUUUUGUACAUGUAAACAAGGAUUUAUCCAGAAAAUGUUGAUUGUAUCAUGAUUAAAUCAAAAUCUAAUAUAACUGUAACCAUAAUUCAAGUACUGUAUAUGUAUCUUAUAUAAUUAAUGAUGUACUCAACUGUUAAUAUAGUGCACAUAGAAACCUACACCGAAAUUUUUGUGAAUGUUUUUGUCUUCGAGAUGUUGAAAAAAAAACUCAGGGUAACUUUAGUAGAGAAAAAUGUCAGAUCCAAAUAGCCACAACAUAAACAUUUAUCUUUGGUAUAUUGAUAUUUUUUCUCUAGCACAAAGUGUUUUUUGAUUAUUACUGCUCAGGUAAAUUGUAUUGCUCAGUGUACCUGUAGAGUUUAAAGUAUGACAGGAUGUGUUGAAAUCUUUAUGGAACCAUUAGAGUUUUAGCUUUUAAACUGUGGGUGCUUUAAUUAUGUAGAGUUUAAUUAGAAAAUCAUUGAAAGUUAGAAAAGCUUGACAGUGUAUUAUUACUUAUUCUUUAAUCUUAAAAUGUUUUAAUUGUUAAUCACUUACAUACAUUUUCACUUAUGUGAAUGUAUUCAAGAUUACAAAUCAAAGUCAUAAAAUGAAUACAUAUUAUGCAGAAUUUUAA